AACGGAGUGUUCAAAGUUGAACAUAAGUCCAAAAUUGCCAAAAUCGCGAAACCUUCUUGACAUAUAGCUCAACAAUCCUAUAGUGGCCAAACACCCAUAAAUUUGCAUCUAAUAGCUGGACUAAUGGAUACCUCAGGUGCUCAAGAAUAUGACAGAUUGCAAGAAUUGAAGACUUUUGAUGAAACAAAAGCUGGUGUAAAGGGAUUAGUUGAUUCAGGAUUGCAAAAAAUUCCCCAGAUUUUUGUGAGACCAGCUGAAGAACUGGCUAAAGAUUUGAAUUACAAGAGGGCUCAAAUUGAAGUUCCUGUGAUUGAUUUGGGAGAUCUGGAGAAAACCCAUAGGCAUAAACAGAUUGUAGAAGAAGUGAGGAUUGCAUCAGAAACAUGCGGAUUUUUCCAAGUGGUGAAUCAUGGGAUAUCCUUGAAUGUGCUCGAUGAAAUGCUUGAUGCAAUACAGAAAUUUAAUGAGCAGGAUGUUGAGGAGAAAAAGAAAUACUACACGCGGGAUAACACGAGAAGGGUGAGAUUUAACAGCAAUUUUGAUUUGUUCACAUCAAGGACUGCUAGCUGGAGGGACUCAUUGGCUAUUUCAUUUUCAGAUCCUGAUCAGAUUAAUUCUGAUGACUUGCCAGAUUUAUGUAGAAAGUCAGUUAUAGAGUACUCAAAACUCGUCAAUAACUUGGGAAAUAUUCUGUUUGGAUUACUAUCGGAGGCUCUUGGACUCGAACCUGAGCACCUAAGAAACAUGGACUGUUCUGAAGGGCACCGUCUUACUUGUCACUAUUAUCCAGCGUGCCCUGAACCAGAACUCACUCUAGGAAUCACAAAGCAUUCAGAUCCUGGAUUUCUCACCGUUCUUCUACAAAACCAAAUCGACGGUCUCCAGAUUUUCUUCCAAAACCAGUGGGUUGAUGUCCAGCCCAUUCCUGGAGCAUUUGUAAUUAAUAUUGGGGAUCUUCUCCAGCUGGUAUCCAAUGGAAAAUUCAGAAGCAAUAAGCACAGAGUGGUUGCCAAUCGUCUUGGGCCAAGAAUUUCCAUAGCACGCUUUUUCUCUGGUCCUAUACACAUGGAUAAGAUUUUCUAUGGCCCCAUUAAAGAGUUGAUAUCAGAAGAAAAUCCUCCCGAAUACAAAGAGGUCUUGUUGAGUGAUUAUUUAAUGAAAUUUAUCACUAGUGGACUUGACGAGAAUUUUCUUGUUAAUUAUUGCAAGAGAUGAAGAUGGCAAGUGAAGAGGCGUUGUUUCGUCACCUGCACUUGUGAAUGGCCUGUUUUCAGAGCGUUGGCUUGUGAAAAUUCCUGAGAACGAAAGAAAUUUUAUGUAAUUAAAUAAAUAAUAGAUAUUUGAAGUUUGUGUUGAAUAAAUGCGUGACAGUGUGUAUUGCUUCGUUUGCAACUCAAUAAUGUGUAAUUAAUAAUAAAUGAAGUUGAACAUUUGUUUGAUAUUUCAA
Molecule: messenger RNA, 1447 nt
Organism: Olea europaea var. sylvestris
Lineage: Eukaryota; Viridiplantae; Streptophyta; Magnoliopsida; Lamiales; Oleaceae
Product: 1-aminocyclopropane-1-carboxylate oxidase homolog 1-like
Exons: 3
Coding region: 124-1215 (363 amino acids)
Source: RefSeq, a predicted model, not a curated record